AGCGUGGCCUGCCACAGGCGCCGCACAUUCCGUUGCCCGUGCCGUGCCAUAUUUUGAUGCCGCCAGUCAUGUGACUCAACCGGCCGGCAUUCAGUCAGUCUUGUUGAAACGUUUAGUCGGGGCGCUCGCUAGUGCCACCCGUUCGUUUCGUACAUUACAUUAUACAUGCAGAUUAACGGAAAAACCUUACUCUAUUACGGCGUUUGGUUACCGAAAAUGGAUUGCGAAGACCUCACUUAAAUAUAUUUGUGAAGUGUGUGUUAUCAAUUCAGGAUUAACGUGAUUGUGUCCGUGUUGACAUUGUGAUCUUUUCUGUUGCGAAGUAAAUAUGGAAACAAGGCAUUAUUGGGAGGAGAACGGGCAUGCCGUCAAAUACGAAAGCUACAACACCACCGAGGAGUUUCGGAAUGGCGAGCAGCUGGGCUUCGCGGCGCCCUCUGAGGACGAGGACUACCAGGCCGGCUUUCUGAAGAAGGGGAAGGUCACAAGGGCAAACCCGAUGUCCCACCGAAUCAUCGAGAAGCGGCGGCGAGACCGCAUGAACAACUGCCUCGCAGACCUGUCCCGCCUCAUCCCGCCCGAAUACCUCAAGAAGGGCCGCGGCCGCGUCGAGAAGACCGAGAUCAUCGAGAUGGCCAUACGACACCUCAAGUUCUUACAGGAGCGAGCCAAUGCGGCCGAGCGUGUGGCGGGCGAGGAGUUCCGAGCUGGCUUCCACGAGGCGGUCAACGAGGCGGCCAGGUUCCUCGCGGAGGUGCAGGGCUACGGCCAAGCGGACGGGCUGUGUGUGCAGCUCGUCUCGCAUCUGCAGAGACACGUCGAGAUGAUCACUAAAGGCGAAGUCCCCCGCGAGAAGCGUCAUCCCACCUCCUCCUCAGAGACCGCCAGCUCGUCCAGCUCCUCGCACAGCCACGUGCCGCGCGACGGCGUCAUCGCACGCCGCCUGGAGCCCCCACAGCCCGAGCCCUAUGAACAGCCGGAGCAGUACCCGAUGGAGUGCGAUAGAGAAGGUCUCAUCUCUAUAGCAGUACGCACACUUCGAGGCCUGGCGGUGCCAAGGACUAUGCCGGAUCGCAAUCGCACCGUGACCAACGUGGUCGCAGCACCCGACGAGGCGCCUCCAGAGGGCGAGCCCAUGGCGCUCGACGGCCACCGCAAGAGGGAGCCAACGCUGCGGGCCAUUAGGAAGCCCGAACACGGCGAGGACUUCUUACACUCUUACAAGUUCAAGAAUUCUAUUGAAAGAAGGUUUUCAAGGUCUCAGGAUUGUGAGGCGACGGACAUGACGGUGCGCGGCGCGCCGCACAAGAACUACGGGCACAAGCGGCGGCGCGCCACCAAGCCGGCGCCCUCCACCACCUCCACCUCCAACUCGGGCUCCACGGAGGACGCGAGGGACACCUCGCCACAGGACACGUCGAGCGAGUCCCCGCACCAACACUACGAGAAACCGCUGGCGCCGCCCGCGCAGUACGUGCCCGUGUUCGCACUCAACUCUCUAGGCAAGUACUACGUGCCGCUGAGCGUGGACUACUCGUGCCUGGCGCGGCACCUCGGGCCGUACGACGUGCUGGACGCGCGCGCCGCGCACCUGGCCGCGCCGCUGCACCCCGUCACCAUCCACGUCAACUUCCAGCCCUGCCUCAACUACCACGUCAAGCGCGAGCCGCGCGACCAGGACUGGCGGCCGGUGUGAACCGGACCUUAUGACAUUGUCUGUAACGUUGCAUCGUCAGCUACCGACGUCUGCUGUCUCAAUUUGAAAAGGGAGCGCCUCAACUACCACGUCAAGCGCGAGCCGCGCGACCAGGACUGGCGGCCGGUGUGAACCGGACCUUAUGACAUUGUCUGUAACGUUGCAUCGUCAGCUACCGACGUCUGCUGUCUCAAUUUGAAAAGGGAGCGCCUCAACUACCACGUCAAGCGCGAGCCGCGCGACCAGGACUGGCGGCCGGUGUGAACCGGACCUUAUGACAUUGUCUGUAACGUUGCAUCGUCAGCUACCGACGUCUGCUGUCUCAAUUUGAAAUGGGAGCGCCUCAACUACCACGUCAAGCGCGAGCCGCGCGACCAGGACUGGCGGCCGGUGUGAACCGGACCUUAUGACAUUGUCUGUAACGUUGCAUCGUCAGCUACCGACGUCUGCUGUCUCAAUUUGAAAAGGGAGCGCCUCAACUACCACGUCAAGCGCGAGCCGCGCGACCAGGACUGGCGGCCGGUGUGAACCGGACCUUAUGACAUUGUCUGUAACGUUGCAUUGUCGCCUACCGACGCCUGCUGUCUCAAUUUGAAAAGGGAGCGCCUCAACUACCACGUCAAGCGCGAGCCGCGCGACCAGAAUUGGCGGCCGGUGUGAACCGGACCUAAUGACAUUGUCUGUAACGUUGCAUUGUCGCCUAACGACGUCUGCUGUCUCAAUUUGAAAAGCGUGAGCGCGACUGAUGUCCGGUGUGAGCAGGAGCUCUGAAAUAUUUACUGUCAUAUCGUCAGCCGCCUCGGCAAGCGGGGAAGCCCGGUGGCGGCUAGGCCUCCAGCUAUCACUAAUGAAUCGUUCGUUUAAACUAAGACGAGAUCCACCAGUCAGUUGAGUUACGAUGAGACACGCGAACGUUGCGAGUACUAAGCGGCUGUCGCGGUAAAUAUGAUCCCGGUUUGAACGCCUUUGUCUACCAAACUGAGCGUGUUGUACCUACAGGCUAACUGUUGAAAACUGUUGUACGAUGGGAUUAUUUCCCGACUAAUUAAAUAUUUGUCGGCUAUGUGCGAACGAAGUAUGCGGUCAGGAAAAUACAAGCAACAACACCCGGCAUGGGAAAAAAGAUAAAUUUCAAUGUGAAUAAUAUUAUUUGACAGCUGUUAAUUGGUAGAAUAAUGUUUUAUUCCGCUGGAGCGGCCAAGAGGCCCCAAAGAACCACCAAAUAAAUAAAACUUCAAUGACAUUCAACGAAACUCACUGAACCUGUGAAGUUCAAUACAAAACUCCACUCCACACCUGUGUAACGCUCCCUACGAUAUUAUGAUUACAGUAUAAAUGUGCAGUGUCUGGAAAAUUAAAUGGAUGCUUAAUUGCUUAUAGACGUUAAAGUGCCGGUCGAGUGCAAAGACGAUUUUAAGUUUAAACGGUAACGGAUAUAAGUUAUUUAAGAAUUUUUAUCUAUUUUUAUUCAGUUAAGUGUUAUGAACUUUGGGGACAAAGUGUUGAGACAAAAGGGAUGGGAGUAUAGUGUAAGUAUCGAUGACAAUAAUCGAUUUCCGGUUUGUGGAAUAUUAAGUUUAAGUUUUGAUGAAUAGCAGUCGCUUAAGGCCUCAUUCGCACGAGCGCUUUUACAACGCGCGUUAAAAAAGUUUGAAUGACACAAAUGGAUACAUGUGUGUUUAUUCACACGAUGGCGGCGGCGCUUUUUAUUAAGCGUUAUGGGAUUUUCGACUUUAAGUGUUGGUCGUUAAAACUAAUUUAGCGUGCGGACGGAUUCAAGCGCUUUUUUAACACGCGUUGAUGAAGCGCUCGUUAGUAUGAGGUCUAACAGAACAACCUUGUUUCACAAAUCUUGUACCACUUCGCAACCAGACCAGUGUACGUUUGACCUCCGAAGACGCAUCUUCGCGUACCUAAUUCAAAUAACUAACCAGUGCAGUUAAAUAAGGACACAAGUGAUCGGAAAGGAUCGACACGUUUUUCUAAGGAAUUACUAUAUUUUUUUAAUAUAACUGUGUUACGUCUUUCCUGUAGACAUACACACAAGUUAAGGGCUAUAAAGGUUAAUUUUCUUAUUUAGCCCUUAUCCACGUGAAAAGGUCCUCCUUUUAUUUACAGAACUAUGAUAAAAUCAUUACUUACAUUACAUGCCCACAAGCUGUUAACUAUGCCCACAGGAGAGAAAAAUGUACAGUUCGCGCGAACACACUAGUUUUCUCUCCUGUGUGCAAUAGUUAACAGCUUGUGGGCAUGUAAGUAACGGUUUGACCCAUAUCUGCUUAUUGCAUUUCGUACCGUACCUACAUAUAAAAGUCAAGGAGUAAAAUACCCAAUUUUGAAAUAGCUUUCCCAUUGUAUUAUUUUUGUUUCCUACUUAUCAUAUUUUUCAUUUCAUGCGAAACGAUGCGUCUUUGCAGUCAUUUGGAUUCUGACUGUCCCUGAUGAUUAUUCCUUUAAUUUCAUAAUAUUCGUAUUAAGAAGUGGUGAAACGGGUUUUAAAGUUAAAUAUCCUAUUUUAACACAUUGUAAGAAAUGCAAGUACUAUGUACCUUUUUAUAUAGUAACUAUAAAGUGGUAUGUUUCAAUUGGUGAUUGCAAUGUACUUAUUAAGAAACACUGACUGUACCUACUUCCAAUGUUAUAUGUUUGGAAAAAUUUAUACGUAAAUAUUUUAGAUAUCUUAAUUUAGAAUCGUUGUUUAAGUGUCAUGUUAAUAUUUAUUGUUAAUAUUAACUCAUUCCAAAACAGAUAUGCUAUUUUAUUUACCUUUAUGGUAUAUUUAAUUUAUCUAUAAAUAGAUAUAUCACCUAUGAUAAAAUGGGGCAUAUUGCCUACAAUAUGCCUCUGCCCAAAUUGUAAUUUUAUAAGCUUUUAGGCCUCAUUUGCACGAGCGCUUUUACAACGCGCGUUUAACGCAUUCACUGCCAGGGGGCGUGGCCUAGGAACAAACUUGUAUGACAGUGAACGCACAUGUGCGUUGGGGGCAGUGAAUGUGUUAAAUGACGCAAAUGGAUACAUGUGUAGAGUCUGUGCGGAAAGAGAAGAGUCGUGGAAUGUAUGGAGCCCAAUACAUUUCACGACUCUUCUCUUUCCGAACAAACUCUAUUUAUUGACACGACUUUUUAUCAAGCGUUGUUGGAUUUUGGACUUUUAAGUGUUUGGCGUUAAAUCGAAAUUAGAAUGCACACGGAUUCAAGCGCUUUUUUAACGCGUGUUGAAAGGAUGAAUUUCAUUAAAAUUGUAAAUAAUUAAGGGUUUGACUUUAUUUGCGAAUUCAUUGUGUAAUGAUAACAUAAAGGGAAUCGAUUACAUUGUGGACGAAUUAAGAGCGCUCUUAGUUAAGGCCUUAACCCUUAAUUCGGUAACGUCCAAAAUACUGGACACAAUUUUGUAUUUUGUUUAUUUAACCCGCUUUUUGUAUUUUUUUCUUUAGGUACCAGAAUCAUUGCUACUAUUGAGCACCGAGGAGGUCUUAAUUCACGACCUUCAGUGUUUUCUGUCGAUUUAAGGGUUAAUAUUUACAAAAAUAUGGGAUUCACCCAUAAUGUAAAUACAUAUAGGUGGAGUCAGACAAGUCAAGUCUGCAACGAUUUUUAUAGCACACGCAGUGCAAGUGUUAUCUAUUUUAAACGUCAAACUUCUAUGAAAUUAUGACGUGUAAUGCUAUCUAAAUCGUCCCAGACUUAUCUUGGUCUAAAUAACUCUAGAAGUUAAUGAUUCUAGUUCUUAGUUAUGGCUGUGAACCAACGGUAGUAGUCAAAGAGCGUUAUUUUAUAUAACAAAUGAUUUGUUGCAAUUGGAAAGGAUACUUAUAUUACACAAAGCUCAUUGGUCUUCAGUGAUUUUUAGCACCUUUUGUAUUACACGAGAAGACUAAUUAUUUUUUAAGCUAAUACUCUGUUAGUAGGUACACAUAUUUUUGUAUUUCGAGAUCCGCUUUCCACGGUAUUAUUAAAAGUAGAGAUAUGUAUAAUGAACCUAUGUCAGACCGUAAAAAUUCUGCAGCGAUUUUCAUAGCCCACGCAGUGCAAGUGUCAUUUUAAACGUCAAACUUCUAUGAAAUUAUGACGUAUAAAUAACACUUACGCUGCGUGGGCUAUCAAAUCCGCUGCAGACUUUUAUUGGUGCGACUAUACCUACCUACAUGUUAUCUUGUUGUAUAUAUAUUGCACAAACGCAAAGGUUUUAGAGUUAGACCAACAAAAGUCCGUAGCGAUUUCGAGAGCCCACGCAGUGCUAGUGUUAUUCUAAACGUCAUACUUCUAUCAAAUUAUGACGUAUAAAUAACACUUGCAUUGCGUGGGCUAUCAAGAUCGCUGCAGAUUUUCUUGGUCUAACUCUACCACUAUAUCAUUAUGUACAGUCGGCAUGAAAUAGAUAGUCACGACCCAAUAUAUCGCAACACAUCCUUAUUUUUAUAUCAACAGGUGUGCUACAAUAUAUUUGGCCACUUUCAAUCUAUAUAUAUUUUGUUCAGCCCGAUUGCAACAAUGUUUUUAUCUAUUAUUUUAAGAAUAUUUCAUUAUAAUGGAUAUUUUUAUAUGUGUACGAGCUACCACAGACAACUGAACUAGUAUGUACGUGCUAAGUUGGGCCUAUUACUGUUAUCGCCAUGUUUUUACUCUCCCAGAGCUUUCACUAGAUGGCGUGAGGUUAAGUGAAGGGCAAACUGCAGUCUGAGCAUAUCUGCAGAAACAGAGAUGCAUUAUAAAUUAUUUUUAUAUCCUGACGCCACGCCUAACGUGUGCGGCGCGUCAUCCUGAACCUUAUUGGAAUGCACGAAGGUUGAUAUUGGGUUGCAGCCGCGCGCGUCAGUUGACGUCGGUGGCAGUCAAAAGGUUAAGUUUGUCCUUCAACUAUCUAAACACGUUCCACGAGUGUACGCUCUAAGACUGAGUUGUUAUAUAAUCAUAACAGAGUAAAGAUGGAUGUACUAAAUAGUUAAGAAAUUCGUGUCAAAUGUAUAUUCGAUGUUGAGUUGUAUGAAUACUGAAUAGAUAUUUUUGUAAAUACAGUUAAGAAUUAUACGUUAAUAUUUUACGAUAAAA
Molecule: messenger RNA, 6744 nt
Organism: Cydia fagiglandana
Lineage: Eukaryota; Metazoa; Arthropoda; Insecta; Lepidoptera; Tortricidae
Gene: cwo
Product: transcription factor cwo
Exons: 10
Coding region: 329-1696 (455 amino acids)
Biological process (GO): regulation of neurogenesis; regulation of circadian rhythm; regulation of transcription by RNA polymerase II
Cellular component (GO): nucleus
Molecular function (GO): DNA-binding transcription factor activity, RNA polymerase II-specific; protein dimerization activity; RNA polymerase II cis-regulatory region sequence-specific DNA binding
Source: RefSeq, a predicted model, not a curated record